Molecule: messenger RNA, 2352 nt
Organism: Auanema sp. JU1783
Lineage: Eukaryota; Metazoa; Nematoda; Chromadorea; Rhabditida; Rhabditidae
Source: the annotation of a GenBank genome assembly
AUGGGAGAAGGUCACAGAGCUGGUUCAUUCAAACGUCCCGCUAAACCGCAUAAGUCAUGGAAGGGUCAUCGCACCAAAGGACAGAUUGACGAGCAGAACAGAGGAAGAGUUGCUGAACGUGAUGUUAAAAGAACAGCAUCAAGCCAUCGUUCGCUGUCAAGGAAUGAACGUGUGAAUCAGACCGUACAAAAAAGAGCCUCCAAAACUAAAAUUGCCUUAGAGGAACGGAGAAAGUACUUGGGAGCAGAUGCUCCUCCUACUCUUACGACUGUAAUCGUAUUCGGUGGUGCUGUGGAUAAGCAUGAGUUCGUGAACAAACUUCAAGAAUGUGAUGAAACGAUACAGAGAACCGAAGGAAGAAAUGUUUCAUAUUUCGCCAUACCCAGAUUCAAAGCUAGAGUAGGCUUCCUACUUCCUGAAAUUACAAACAUCGAUGAAGUUCUAGAAUGCUUAAAGGUGUCUGAUGUCGUCUGUUUUGUUUGGCCUAUAGAAACCGAGUUAUCCUCAUGGGAAGAGCUUAUUAUCGGGGCUGUUAAAGCUCAUGGAUUACCUACCUACAUUAAUGUUGUUCCUGGUUUGGGAGCUAUACAGAGUGGCAAGAAAAAAGAUGAAGCUCGCAAAGCUGCUGUUAGUCUUAUAUCCAAAUGGAGUUUGAUGAAAGAUAAAAUAUAUAAUGCUUCUAAUGUGACGGACGGCUUCCAAGUCAUACGAGCCAUUUUGGAAACUAAGAAGAGUAGACUACUCCUUCAACAACGUCGCUCUCACCUGCUUGCAGAAGAGUUGGAAGUUUCCAAUGAAAAAGAUGGUGUUUGUACAUUGAAUGUUACUGGCUAUAUUCGUGGUCCAAAUUUCAAUGUCAAUCAUCUGGUUCAUCUCCCUGGAUGGGGAGAUUUCCAAGUUAGCUCAGUGAAGAGUCAUGCUGAUCCUCACCUUCUCAAGAAUAAACCUAGCUCUGAAAAUUCGGAGCUCGCUAAAGCUGACCCAGAAAAGCAAGAAACUUUACAAUCAGAAAUCGUUCCGGAUCCCAUGGAUGCUGAGCAGACUUGGCCUGACGAGCACGAUGUUCUUGGUGACGAAGAUUUAUUGGAGAGAGGAAAUAUUAAGAAAGUACCUAAGGGAACGUCAGCUUAUCAAGCAGCUUGGAUUCUUGAAAGUGAUGACGAAGAUGUCGAUGGAGAGGAGGAAGAAGACAUCGAUGAUGACGACGAAGACGAUGAUGAUGAUGAGGACGCCGAUAUCAAUAUGGAGGGAUUGGAACCAACUAAUGAAGAAGAAGACGACGAGGGUGAAGAAGUUAACAUGGAUGACGCAAUGACUGAGGCUGGAUCAGAGUUUCUGGAUGACGAAAUUAAUAUGGAUGAAGUCGAAAAAUAUAGAAAAGAAAGAGAAGACAUGCAGUUCCCCGAUGAAGUUGAUACUCCUGUCGAAAUUCCUGCGCGUAUCAGGUUCCAGAAAUACAGAGGAAUGAAGAGUUUUAGAACCUCACGAUGGGACGCAUUAGAAAAUUUGCCUUAUGACUAUGCUCGUAUUUUCAAAUUCAAAAACUUCAAGAAAACGAGAAAGACUGUUAUGAGUGGAGUAGAUCCUGAAGAUGGUGUCAUAUUUGGUCAAUACGUUACAAUUCAAAUCGAGGGAGUCCCCGUAACUCUCAAAGAAGAAGUAUCUUCUUACCCAUACUUGGUUGUAUAUCAACUUCUUCCUCACGAACAGAAAAUGUCCGUGCUCAAUAUGGCAAUCAAGAGACAUCCUACCUGUACCAUUCCAAUCAUGGGGAAAACGAAACUAAUUUUCCAAGUAGGGUUCCGUAAGUUCGAAGCAGAGCCCAUAUUCAGUCAACACACGAAUGGAGAUAAAUUUAAAAUGGAAAGGUUCCUUCCACAAAAUGGAAAUUGUGUAGCAUCAGUAUUUGCCCCUAUCACCUUCCCUCCGUCUUCAGUACUAGUUUUCCGUAAAGACGGCAAAGGACGUCAGGAGUUGGUUGCAUCGGGAUCCAUCCUCGAUAAUAAUCCUGACAGAAUAAUUUUGAAGCGUGUUGUCUUAUCAGGCCAUCCAUUCAAAAUCAACAAGAGAUCAGUAGUGACCAGAUACAUGUUCUUCAAUAAAGAGGAUAUCGACUGGUUCAAGCCUGUUGAGCUUUACACUCCCUCAGGUCGUCGUGGUCAUAUCAAGGAAUCAAUUGGUACUCAUGGUCACAUGAAGUGUAGAUUCGAUCAGCAGUUGAAUGCCCAAGAUGCUGUAAUGAUGUCAUUAUAUAAGAGAUCUUUCCCCAAAUGGACCUAUAAUCCCAGAGUUGAACGAUUGGGUGCUAGUAGACUCGUGGAUACAUCAGAUGUUGAUAUGUCAGAAGAAUGA